CGGCUGCGACCAUGAAGGAGAGACGGGCUCCGCAGCCAGUGGUGGUCAGGUGUAAACUCGUUCUGGUGGGAGACGUGCAGUGCGGGAAGACGGCGAUGUUGCAGGUGCUGGCGAAGGACUGCUAUCCGGAGACCUAUGUGCCCACCGUGUUUGAGAACUACACGGCCUGUCUGGAGACAGAGGAGCAGCGAGUGGAGCUCAGUCUCUGGGAUACUUCGGGCUCUCCCUACUAUGACAAUGUCCGUCCACUCUGCUACAGCGACUCGGACGCGGUAUUACUAUGCUUUGAUAUCAGCCGUCCAGAGACAGUGGACAGCGCGCUCAAGAAGUGGAGGGCAGAAAUCCUAGAUUAUUGUCCCAGCACACGUGUGUUGCUCAUCGGCUGCAAGACUGACCUGCGGACAGACCUGAGCACCCUGAUGGAGCUGUCUCACCAGAAGCAGGCCCCCAUCUCCUAUGAACAGGGCUGUGCAAUAGCCAAGCAGCUGGGAGCAGAAAUCUACCUGGAAGGCUCCGCUUUCACCUCGGAAAAGAGCAUCCACAGCAUCUUCCGCAUGGCCUCCGUGGUGUGUCUGAACAAGCCCAGCCCCGCGCCCCCGCGGAGCCCCGUCCGAAGCCUCUCCAAACGGCUGCUCCACCUGCCCAGCCGCUCUGAACUCAUCUCCUCCGCCUUCAAGAAGGAAAAGACCAAGAGCUGUUCCAUCAUGUGAAGUGGGAACAGGGGCGGGGAGCCCCCACUUCCUCCCUUGGGGUGCAGAGGCACGGGGAGAGGGAGGGUGAGACACUUGAGGACACUGGAUGUGAGAUGAUCAGAUGGCCAUGGUGAGGGCUUGGAAGGCGACAGGAAUGGGACAAGGAGUGACACUGAGAAAGAACCAUCAUACCCAAGCCAGGUACUAAAUUGUGGCGAGGCCUUCUGUCCCAGGGCCCCCCACCCCUGCUUCAGAGGAAGGAAAGGUGUGUGGAGGUAUGGGGUGGGGCAUGCUGGGCUCAGGGGACCCCGGGAGCCCCAGGAGCUUCUUCCACACAGCUCUUCCAUGCAGGCAGGGGACAGGACGGGUGCCCAGCCCUUCCGGUCCCCUCUGAGCAGGAGGCCCAGGAGUGGAGAGUGAGGACGCCGGCUGGCAGCUCCCUUGGGAGCACAGCCCAGGUGCUUCAGAAGCAGGCGGCAGGAGCUGGUCAGAGCCGAGGAGA
Ochotona curzoniae (black-lipped pika) is the source of this 1194-nucleotide messenger RNA. It is a transcript of the gene RND1, whose product is annotated as Rho family GTPase 1. Bases 12 to 710 code for a protein of 232 amino acids. Gene Ontology annotation, biological process: small GTPase-mediated signal transduction. Lineage: Eukaryota; Metazoa; Chordata; Mammalia; Lagomorpha; Ochotonidae. The record is from RefSeq and is a predicted model, not a curated record. The transcript is spliced from 5 exons. Gene Ontology annotation, molecular function: GTP binding; GTPase activity.